AGCAAUGCUGUACGGAGGAGAGCCGGGUUCCCACAGUAAUUAAGUUCAUCGCGCGAUUAGCCGACUACACGGAGAAGAUCGUGUGAUCGUGUGGUGUGUCGUGGACGCUCUGGACGAGUGAGAAUAGUGGGGUUUGUGCUGGGGUUGUUAUUCCUGUGACUGUGGGGUGUUGAGUAGAGUUUGGUCAAAAUUCUCGCCGCACUAGUAGCGACCGAAAUGGCUGCGCAGCCAGUUUGUACCCGGUUUUCGGACAAUUACGAUAUCAAGGAAGAGCUGGGCAAGGGGGCGUUCUCGAUCGUGAAGCGAUGCGUACAGAAGUCGACGGGGUUUGAGUUUGCGGCCAAGAUCAUCAACACAAAGAAGCUCACGUCGCGGGACUUUCAAAAGUUGGAACGGGAGGCGCGGAUAUGCCGCAAGCUGCAGCACCCGAACAUCGUCCGGCUACACGACAGUAUUCAGGAGGAGAACUAUCAUUACCUGGUGUUCGAUCUGGUGACCGGUGGUGAGCUGUUUGAGGAUAUUGUGGCCCGUGAGUUCUACUCGGAGGCGGACGCGUCCCACUGUAUACAGCAGAUCCUGGAGUCUGUGAACCACUGCCACCACAAUGGAGUCGUGCAUCGAGAUCUGAAGCCGGAGAAUCUGCUGCUGGCGAGCAAGGCCAAGGGUGCGGCGGUCAAGCUGGCCGACUUUGGGCUGGCCAUCGAGGUCCAGGGUGACCAGCAGGCAUGGUUCGGAUUCGCCGGCACGCCCGGCUACCUGUCGCCGGAGGUGCUCAAAAAGGAACCGUACGGCAAGGCCGUCGACAUCUGGGCCUGCGGCGUUAUCCUGUACAUUCUACUCGUAGGUUAUCCGCCCUUCUGGGACGAGGACCAGCACCGGCUGUACGUGCAGAUCAAGGCCGGCACGUACGACUACCCCUCCCCCGAGUGGGACACGGUUACGCCCGAGGCGAAAAACCUCAUCAACCAAAUGUUAACAGUUAACCCCUACAAGCGAAUCACCGCCGCCGAAGCACUGAAGCACCCCUGGAUCUGCCAGCGCGAGCGCGUUGCCUCCGUCGUGCACCGACAGGAAACGGUCGACUGCUUGAAGAAGUUCAACGCCCGGCGCAAGCUCAAGGGCGCCAUCCUGACCACGAUGCUCGCCACCCGCAACUUCUCCAGCAAGAGCAUAAUGGCCAAAAAGGGCGACGGCUCCCAGGUCAAAGAGUCCACCGACUCGUCCAGCACCACCGUCGAGGACGACGACUGCAAGGCGCGCCGCCAGGAGAUCAUCAAGAUCACCGAACAGCUCAUCGAGGCCAUCAACAACGGGGACUUUGAGACGUACACCAAGAUCUGCGACCCGCACCUGACCGCGUUCGAGCCCGAGGCCCUCGGCAACCUGAUCGAGGGCAUGGACUUUCACAAGUUCAACUUCGAGAACGUGCUCGGCAAGAGCAACAAGGCCAUCAACACGACGAUCCUGAACCCGCACGUGCACAUCUUCGGCGAGGACACCGCCUGCAUCGCGUACGUCCGGCUCACGCAGUACGUCGACAAGCAGGGACACCCGCACACGGUGCAAACCGAGGAGACCCGGGUAUGGCACAAAAAGGACAACAAGUGGCAGAACGUGCACUUCCACGGCAGCCGCAACGGCAGCUUCAGCAACACCGCGACGCAGUACGACUUUGUGAACCACAAGUAAGAAGGGUGGCCGGCGUGAAACUUAAGAAAAAAUCAGAAAGAAAUAUGCUUGUUCGUUACAAAUAACUUAAUAAAGAAAAACACACUAGUUUAACGAUUCUAAUAUCAUUGUAACCAAAAAAACAGCUGUAAUGGCAAAGCGGCGCGGCGUCUCAAAACUAUUGUAAGCGGAAAGGAGUCAUUCGUGGGCGUUUAGCUUGAAUUUUAAGCCAAUAACGCCUGAAUGCAUGCUCCUUCAAGACAAUGUAUUCAGGCGUUUAUUGUUGCUUGUUCAUUUGACAGAUUGACUGAUUGACAGACUACUUACUCUGAUUUUUUGCCAGGUUUACCACUCCAACUUCACUAGUACUUACCGGUAAUUCUGCAUGUCUUCAAAUGCGCAUCAAAAAGAGCAACAAGUACCUCAACGCUGAAGUCCGUAAUUGAGAGCAGUUGUUCUCGAGAGCAGUUGUUUUGGCGUUUAUUUUUGCUCUUUUGACAGAUUAGCUGAAAUCUGGAGCGAAUAACGCCUAAAUUCAUAAUGUUUGAAUGGAUUGAAGUCCGUUGUUGAUUAAAACUAGUAACGUAAGAUUUGCACCUUUUCGAAUAACAAACUUCCGAUAUUAUUCUGGUUCUUUGCGUACAAUUUGAUAAACUAUAAAUUCAAAAGCUACACUAAAUAAACUUGAAUUUGAAAAACUAGGAUUGCACAUUUGGCAGAAAAUCCACUAGCACGUGUUGUCUUUCCCGUUGAUGUCAUGGGUUGCUAAGGUGGGGUUGCAUCUUUCAGAUUAAUCAGCAUAGUGAAAGCUUGACUGGUUGAUAGAACACUUUCCAUGACUUUCCGCAAUGUUGACUCACUUUUAAUAAGUACUUACCAGACAUUCAGCAAUCUUCAAGAAAAUUUCAAAACAAACAAGUAGGCAAUUGCUCUCAUUGGCCUCUACUAAUGAAGGUGAUUCCGAAAUUCAUGUGUUCACAAAACCUGUGACUUUCAAUUGUGACAGCUGAAAUCUGGAGUCCAUAACGCCUGAAUUUAUACUAUUGAAACUCUUUCAGAUGUGUGUUGUUGAUUUCUGUUGAUAGAUUGACUGAUUGACAAAUAGCUUACCAUGACGUUUCUCUGCUUUGCCUCUCGAAUUACACAAGUACUUACCAGAAAUUCAGAAAUCUUGAAGAAAAUAUCAAAAAAAGUAAUGAGUGCCUCAACACUCAUGCGCAGUUGCAGAUGUUUGUUCUCUUGAUCUCAACCAAUUUUUGAUUUAAAAAAGCGACCUCUGUGUCAUCGAGGGCAGUUGUUUUCAUGAGCAAAACUACAAUAAUUUUGAUAACAAAACCAACCUGAUCUAAACAUCACGAAUGACCACUUUCCGCCAACAAUAGUCGAAAUUUGACAAAACAGCGCGCCGCGCAAAAAUCAAUCCGAGAGACGUGAAGCUUUUAAAAACAAAAACACUCCCAAAAAGAAGCAGCAAAACUGUAACUGGAAAAAAAAACCAACUAAUUGCGCGCGCGCGCACUUGAGCAAGAAGCGUAUUUUCCUAGAAAGUAUGUUGAACAAUUUUAAGCAACAAAGAAACACACUCACACACAUUGAACAACAACACAUUUUUGUCGGUGAAAGAUCGGAUCUCUUUGAAAAGAAAAACAAAGAAGGAAAAAAACCUAUUGAAGUGGAGUAUAAACAAAAAAGUUUUGCAAUUUUUUAUGAAACAAAUUCAAAGAAAACAAGCAAAGAACGGCGUUCUAGGGUUAUAUAAAAGUAAUUAAUGAGACAACAAGAAAAAAGUGAAGGAAAGCAUGUUUAAAGCAUCAAAUUUCACUCACACAGUGACAGUUUCGUAACUCUCCCGUUUUUUCCAAGUAUAUAUUUCUCAAGUUCUCUCUAUUAUUCAUGUUUUAAAGAAACAAAACGAAAAAAUUAAAAGAAACUAAAUCAAGUAUUCAAGGUGUGAAUAAGACGAAGAAAAAGCAAAACAACAACAACCAAAAACCAAUCAAGUGGCACUCACUCACACUCACGCACGCAAAUCUACUACUACUGCUAAAAAAGAAAACAAAUUGUGCUCGUCAACAAGCUUGACAAAAACUUCGACUAAAGCGCCAACGCGAGCGGCAAGCUCUCUGUCACACACUCUCUCUCUCUUUUUCUAGAACACUUAAAAAAAUCAAUCCAGCAAAACAAAAGAGAGAACGCAAUAAAACAAAUUUAUUACAAAAGAAUAAAAAAACGCAUAACUAUCGUUAGUGCUGUGCUAUUCGAAAGAAUUAAAAACAUAGAGAAAACCAAAAAGUGAAAAGACAAAGAAGAAAUCACGAACACACACACUAACAUACAGUAACAACAGCGUGCCGAUUAGUUGUAUGUAGUGAGUGCGAGCCUAAAACAAUAGACGCAGCAGCGGCAUCAACAACAACACUUACACACAACUCACAAAUACACACACACAGACAAAAGUUGCUGAAAACAUAGUAAAAGAGAAAGAAAAGAGAGGUUGAAGGGGUUUAAAAACGUCGCAUCUAUGCUCUAAAUCGUCGCCAUAUUAGAUAGAAAACGUUUAUACACAUACUAAAAAGAAGGAAGAAAGGGAAACGUCACCUAAAAGAAAUAUUUUACACCACAACACAGACACACACGCGCGCAUUCUUGUAACAUACGGCAACAUCACCAAAAGUAAAAGAACACACACGUCACGCGCGUCACAAUUGUUCACCACUCUUUUUAAGUCACGUGUGUUCGGGCUAAAUAUCGACCAUCUCUCUUACUACCUACUCUCUGUAUAGUUUGUUGGUUCGUGUAGUGUGGAAACAAAAAAAAACAAGAGUUCCGGGUUCGAAACCCGGUGAUUGACCAAAUUUAGGCUAGAUUUUGAACGAAGACUGCGCGACUGAUUUGUUUGAAGCUGCGGAAGACAUUUGUUUGCGUGUGGUUUCGCAAUCCUCCGUCAAACGGGGAGUGGGCGCCGCUUUUUUGACAGCUGUCAGCUUGACAGUGGUGGCGCGACGCUGACAUUUCUAAAAGUGCCAUUGUUUUUUGCAUUCAAACUUUUCGGCACCCUCAGCAAACGUCAAAUCAGUACAGAGCUGCUGCCGGAUCUUAUUCCGGAUCUCUUCCGGAAAAUGUCCGAUGACGCAUUGUUUGGAUUGGCGUUGAAAAGUAGAGUCGAAAAAUGUAAACAAAGCACUUCUUGCAUCAGCUGAUGCACGAAGUGAUUUGUUUACCCUUUUUCGGCACCCUCAGCAAACGACAAACCAUACAAAAUUGUUGCCGGAUCUUUUCUGAAGAGAUACGGAAAAAGAUCCGGCAGCAAUUUGUACUGAUUUGACGAUUGCCGAGGAUGCCGAAAAGUUUGUUGUUACUGUUUGCAAAAGACAUUCAACGCUGUUUGAAAAGUUGACCUCAAACUAUCAGCUUGACAGUGACAGCUGUCAAUUUGACAGCUACCCCAAUGAGCCACACUGGCGUAAAUCAACGUGUUGAAUUUAAACGCUUUAAAUUUGAAUUUGACAAUGCCGCGUACAAAUCGAUUCCAAUUGGCCAGAACCGGAAGCCGUUCAGCGUCAACACUUUUGAACUUUGGCUCGCGGCAGCAAGUUUUGCCUAUUCAUGAGCUCGUUUGAUUUUCAAAUUGCGCCUCUCUCCUCGUGGAUUUAAGGAGAUUCCCCCACCAGAAACCACACCGCACACACACAGACACAGAUCGAUGUUGCAUCCCCCUUGUAGCGUCGACGGAAUAAAGAAACGUAGGAAAUCCGGACGAGGAGGGCGGGGUAGCGUUUUGACCUUAUUCUUUCGCAAAGAGCUUUCAACCAUAUUUGACAGUUUAGUUCGCCUCGUUCCCUUACUAAAAAAUUUCUUGAAAAGGAGCAAAAAAGCAAAUCGGUCCUACUAAAUAUACACAAAUCGUAGCGCGGAAAAAAGAAGAAUAUCAAAAAGAUUAAACGGCUCUUGACAGCUGGGAAAAACAAGCAAGAAAAGAUGUAAAAUCAAAGCGAUAGGAGGAGAUCAUCGAAGCGAGGGCUUGGAGGAACAUAACCAACAAAAACAAAACAAAGCAACCCUAGACAAACAGUAUCAAGUCAGCAGUGGGUCUUUGUGUCCCUUUUUUUAUCUCUCUCAAACCAUUGUACGUCGCCGAGUUGAGGUUAUGGCCCGGGUUGAUCCAACCAAAUCCUGCCCCAAAUUUGCUCGAAUCAUCAUUAUCGUCGUCGUUGCAACCAAUAUUAGUCUGCUCUGCACGCUGGAGAGGACACUUUUAUGUGACAUGUACCACGGUGGCGGGGGCGAACGGGGAGGCCCAUAAAAGCCGACGCAGCCUACUGCGAUGCCUUCGCCUUCGCCCCCCCUCCUCACCGAAUGAUGGUCAGUUCAAAUUUCCUGCACGGUUAGAAAAUGUCCACCCUGUUUGACAGCUCUUCUUCGCAAACUUGUGCCAAAGCAACGCAGAAGGUUGUGGUGCAAUUCAAUUAUCCUGACGGGGGGACCGUCCUGGUGCACACCGACACACACAAUCCGGAUAUGAUUAGGUCCGGUCGGGUGAUUGGAACGGACCUUUCUGGUCAGCGGACUCCGCUUUUUGAACGGCAGCCAUUUUGCUAGUCGUGUCACCCCUCGGUUGAGGGUUGACAACACUGCGCGCAGCGUUUUUGACAGUUGGGAGACCGUGCUGCCAGUUUUUCGUUUUCAAUUGGAACGGGGGGUAGCUCAAACGGAAAUUCCGACGGAUUAGGAGUGUAGUGGUGUAGGACGAUCUAAUCAAGUGUCAAGCUCAGAUUGAACAUGAUAAAUAUUGGCAGAAAUGUCGUCGUCAUCGUUCGGAGGAAUCGUCCAGCCGGCCGGUGCCGGCUGGGAUGAGUGAUGACAAGGAUGAAGGCAGAAGGAAGAGACUCCGGAUGAUGAAGAAGUAAAUAAGUUAACGAGUAUUGACGGAAUUCAUUGUUAUCGUCGACGGUGCGUCGUCGUUCGGUUCGGUUCGGCAUGAAAAAGAAGAAAAAGAAGAAUACAUCGAAGAAGUGCUCCCCGUUUAAGAAUUUAUGAUCGAGAGCCGUCGUCGGUUUCCCGGGAAAGUUCGGAUGGAUAUCAAUCUCAAGUAGAGUGCCCAGCCGGCUUGGGAAAAGAGGACGGAAGCCAGGACACCAGGACGGGCCUAAAUCAAAUUUUAAUGGUGUCAAAUCACGUGGCAAAGGAUGGACGAAAAAAAGGAAUCGACACUCACCUCUUCCUCGCCGGAACUUGGUGACCGAGGUCGCGCUGGCUUCUCCCUCCUGCUGCUGUGAGCGCAAUAUCCGCGGGACCAUAAAUGAUUUAUGUUUCCUCUCGAGAGUCCGGGGACACCAAAAAAACGACCGGAUAUCUUCGCAAGACAGCGCCGGGUCACAGCUGCGUGAGUCACCAACCGACCAGCAGGACCAUAAAUUUUCCCCCGGGGGGCUCAACCAGCCACGACGACGACGGGAAAAGAACAAACUUUGCCUCGUGGGGUCGAACACGGCUAUUCCAUUAAAGCUGUUGGGUUGGGUAGGACCGUCCCAGACAACGUGGCGGGAUUGGUGAAGGUUCUUGGGGUUGUGUUAUGCUUUUUUUCGCGUGCACUGGCAGUGCGAGGUACAUCGUCGUAAACAAUACCGCCGGUUGGUCGUUUCACGCAAAAUUGAAUUGAAAAUUGGUGUUGACUGCACUGGUGCGAUUGGGGUGGGAGUUGUUCCGGGUUGGGUUGGGGUCUGUGAGGGAGAAAAAGGGGAAAAACUAGAUAAAUAUCGAUGGAGGAUUUACUUUGAGGGAGGGAAAAUGUUUUCAAAAAAUACUAGAAGACUUAAAGUUGUAUUUGAAAUUAGAAUUGAAUUCAAAGAUUGGAAACAGAUUGCUCAAGAUGCAAAUCUGCUCUCAUGAACUCCUACCAUUUGUCACAAUAACAUCAAUCACUGCUGAAUACUCUCUCUUCUACUCUUCCUCUCUUACUCUAAUCGGUUGGUUUGCGAUUGGCUCAGACAGGAUCGCGAUUUUUUUUUCUGUUAACACAACAUCAAAGCCACAUUUGACAGCAACUUCAACUUCUCAAAACUCACAUUGACGGCCAACUGUGGUGGUGCAGGUCAAACGAGUGCCCCGCUGGUAUUUUGUCAGCUUUGCUCCUCUUUGAGCAUGCGCGUCAGUGUGAGUGUCGGGCGGCGAGCGAAGUAGGCCAUGCGAUCCACGAAGCAUUUGAAUAGCUUGCGAAUCGUGGUAACUCACGAUUGAUUGCGGCAGGGCGAUUUGAGCGAUUUGAUCGGAAAUGAGUGAGUUAUUUCUGAUUUUUUACCCUAAAAUCAGGGUCUUCGAGUUCAGUGUUUUGGACGACUAAUUUUUCCUGCUUUAAAAAUUUUCAGGGAAACGGGAAAAAACAUUUUUGAAAUCCCGGAAAUUCCCGGGAAUCUGGGCAGUUGAUUUCGACACGAAAAUCGAACACUAAAUUUGCAAAACAAGUUGAGAGCUAUAAUAUUCAAACAUGCUUGAUUGAAAAGAAAACUGAAAAACAAGUCAUAUUAACUCAAGAUUUUGAAUGAAAUUGACUGAAUCAUAAUUUGCCCAGAUCAAAGUGUAUUUGGAUGAAUAUUUGAUUAAAAAAUAUUCAUAUUUGGGAAGGGUUCAUUCAAAUAAAAUUGAUUGAUAUUAUACCCUGAUUUGAGUUGUCGAAUGGGUAGAUUCAUUUCCAGUAAAAAAAAUCAUGCCAAAAAAAUAAUUGUUUAUGCCAGAAAAAUGUUUAACUUUACCUCUAAAAAUGUGUAAUUUUACCACUUUUCGAGUGAAAUAUAACUUUUUAUAGUGUAAAUAGAAGUAAAAUUACACCAGAAAGAGGUAAUAUUCAACCUUCUAGAAUUACACUUACAAAAGUUAAACAUUUUGUUUACUGUGUAGAAGACCAAUUGACAAAUUUUAAGAUAUCCUAGAUCUACAGGAACAAGUUGGAGUAGUUAAAAAUACACAGUAAAAAAUAAUUUAAAUAUGGAAGGUGUAAUUUUGGAAGGUAAAAUAUUACCUCUUUUAUGAUGUAAUUUUACCUCAAUUUAGACUGAAAAAGUGACAUUACAGCAGAAAAGUGUUAAAAUUACUCAUAAAAGAUGUACCCCUUUCCAGAUGUAAUAUUACCAUGAUUUUUUUACUGUGUAUGUAAUUAUGGAAGGUAUUAAAUUAUUAAGUUUAAUAUAACCUCUUUUAUGAUGUAAUUUUACCCUAAUUAUAAUGCAAGAAUUAAAAUAACACAUAAUCAGAGGUAAAAUAGAAUAAAAAUAUUACACAUUUUUUGAAAAAAUACAUUUGGGGAUGGCUACAAUUUCCUCUGAACUAUUAACAGAAAAGAUGUACCCAAUCCAUGAUGUAAUUUUUAUCUCAAGAAAUGUGCAAUAUAACACAAUUUGUGUAUUUUUACCUGUUAUAAUGUGUAAUCUAUUUAUUUUUAAUUAUGAAAAAGAGGUUACAUAAAACCAUUCAAAUUCACACAUUUUUUACUGUGUAACUAAACUACACAUAAAAAUACGUGUGAAUUUACUCGACACGGAAUUAUGCAUCACAUAUAAACUCGGUUCAAAUUCACUGUAAUUGGAGCCUGACAUUUCAAAAGGGCACAAAACUUUGUAAACAAUUGUGUAUCCCUUUCACUUAAAUGACAGUUUGCAUAAGGUGUGAGAGGGAUACACUCUUGUUUGCAAAAGUUGUGUGCCCUUAUGAAAUGGAAAGCACGAUGUAAACUGCAUGUAAAAUUUAAAUGUUUAUCGACGUGCAAAAGAUUUACAUCAUUUAUGAGAAACAUUCGGAUUUGUUUUUUUUUCUGUGUUAACCAUCUCAACAGAAGGUUUAAACAAAUAAUGAUAAAAUCUGGGAAUGUGAGCGAAUUUUUGUAUCAGAAAAAAAUGUGUAACAUUGUAUAAAUAAAUUUUACAAGCUUUUGUGGAAUUUAACCUAAUUCACAUAAAUUGAGGUAAAAUUACAACCGAAGAGAAGUAAUAUUCAACCAUCACCAUCAUAAACUCUGCUCGAGAUUUCGUAAAUGGCUAUAAAAAAAAGGCUGGGAAAGUCAAUUCAAUUUUCAAUGACUCACCCCCAAAAAAGAGUAAAAAAAAAUGAUUCAAAACUCAGAAUUGAAUAUUCUAGAAGAACGAACGAACGAACAACAAUAUGAACAUGUGUAAAUUUACAUAUUUCAUGUGUUUUCCACAUAAUUGACGUAAAAUUACAUCACAUUGCACGAUUGCAAAUUCUUCAAAAUUUACCUUGAUUUAAGUUCAUCCUCACUCUGGUGAAAUUCAUCGCAGACAAGUUAAAAUAUGUAACAUUACAUCGGAGAAUGUAAACUGCUUUUGUGUCAGAAAAAAAUGUGCAUUACUUCCUCUGCAAAUGUGUAAAUUUACAUCCAGUAAUAUUGAGCUCUCCGUUUACCUUCUAAAUUAAGGUAACCUAAAAUUAUUUUUUUCUGCUGUGUAGGAAAAAAACCCAAUGUAAAAAAGUUGAAUUUUGGAAGGUUUUAAAUGUAAUGAUUGAAAAAGUCCUUCUUUUUUGUGUAAAUUUACCUAAAUUAAUGCGUCAAAAAGUGAACUUCAAGAGGAACUAAUGAAAAUUUCACCAGUUGCUGACGUGAAAUUGCACUUUUUUACGCAAUUUUUUUUCAAGAAUUCAAACACAGUCACUUGAUUCUCGUCAGAAAAAAAAACAUUCGCACAAAGCACGUUCGUUUGGCAUUCUAUCGAAAUUCCAAUCACCUUUCCAAGGACUGCAUUCAAAUGAUUGCUGUCACCACGCACCAGCAACAAAGAGAGAGAUUGAGAGAGAAAGUAAGUGAGAGAAUAUGCCCUCGUACCGGGCGGCUGCUUGAGUGCUGAGCACGGUUGCGUUCGUUUCGACUUUGUGUGCGUUUAUUGACGGUCGCUUUGAAAUUAUGAUCAUGGCAGGCGCUGCAAUUUGAGUGUUCAAAUAUGGAGUAUGAUAGCUGACUAAAGGCACUUUCAAGUGUCGCUCAGUCACUGUCAAUGUCAAACCCUGCUUGUAUGUGAUGAAUAAAAAAAUAAACCAAUAUAAAGUUGUUGGAGUUAAAAAUGACGUACAUUUAGAUGUUGAAGAAAUGGUGGAAAAUUGAUCAAGCUUGAGUUCAUCACUGUUGAAUUGAGUUUAACUUUACAGUGACUUAGAAUGAACAUAACUCUUUGAAAUUUGGUUCACUAUCAGUGUUGCUAGAAAUUUUUAGAUUUUCAACCAAUCAAAAUGGAGACGCCCGGUGCCCCCUCCAAACUUAAUGAAGCAUUCAAAGUUGAUAUCUCCUUAUCGAAUAUCGAGCCGCAAGAGUUUGCGAACGUAAUAAAUUACGUCCCCCCCUUCUCUCCCGAUUUAUGAAAACGAGACUACAACAAAUUGUCCCUUCUUCCCCAACUCCCAUUUUUUCCAUCCCUUCCGGCGCAAACUACCGGGAAACAACUCGAAACCUUGUCCUCCUCAACCCCACCCCCUUAAACCAACCAUCUUAAAAUUGAUUACCUCGCCUCGCCUCGCCGCCCCGUUGAUCCCUGCGACGACGCAAAAUGAUUGAUUUUUCAAGGGUUUACUCGAAAAUCCAAUAUCGCUAGCCCGCGAGCAACUCCCUCUCUAUCUCUGAACAACUCGACGACGACGACGACGACUGACAUUAAUAAAUCGCUGCCGCGGUUCACCACCUUUCCACCGCCACACUGAAGAAAGUUUGAAGUUUGAACAUUUGUUUGAGGUAGAAAAAGCUUUAAUGUCGAAAAAUGUUAAAAGACCACAAACAAACAGACUGAUUGCCACCAAGACAAGUUUUUGAAUCGAAUUAUCUAGUUUAUGCGUGUAGAAAACAAAAGUUGGCUAAAAACAAAACAAUAAAAUUGGCAUCACUGCAAAGCAUUGCGAGAGGCUGCUCUCGCGCUUGCCGCUCUCUCUGCUUUGCACUCUCUCCUUUUUGUGCGACGCUCCGCACGCAGUGACGUCACGAGUUGACAUCUUUCGCAGCAGAAGCGCGCGUGAGCGCGAGAAAAGUUUAACAAAAGUCUGCAAGCGCGCGCGUACAGAUCUUUCGGCUAACUACUACCAAGGGUACGACAACGAUAAAAACAAAUCGAUUCGCGAUUGCGACCUGGGCCAAGUUACGUCAGUUUAGUUGGA
This is a messenger RNA of Culex pipiens pallens (northern house mosquito), 11811 nucleotides long. RefSeq names its product calcium/calmodulin-dependent protein kinase type II alpha chain (gene CaMKII). NCBI's taxonomy places the organism in Eukaryota, Metazoa, Arthropoda, Insecta, Diptera, Culicidae. Gene Ontology annotation, cellular component: neuron projection; cytoplasm. Bases 217 to 1689 code for a protein of 490 amino acids. Gene Ontology annotation, biological process: protein phosphorylation. Gene Ontology annotation, molecular function: calmodulin binding; calcium/calmodulin-dependent protein kinase activity; ATP binding. The record is from RefSeq and is a predicted model, not a curated record. The transcript has 2 exons.